Molecule: messenger RNA, 592 nt
Organism: Ictalurus furcatus (blue catfish)
Lineage: Eukaryota; Metazoa; Chordata; Actinopteri; Siluriformes; Ictaluridae
Gene: calca
Product: calcitonin/calcitonin-related polypeptide, alpha
Exons: 3
Coding region: 10-405 (131 amino acids)
Cellular component (GO): extracellular region
Molecular function (GO): calcitonin receptor binding; hormone activity
Source: RefSeq, a predicted model, not a curated record
CAGUGCACCAUGGUUAUGCUGAAGAUCUCUGCUUUCUUCGUUGCCUACGCUUUGAUUAUCUGUCAGAUGUACUGCUCAAAUGCAGCACCAUCCAGGCCUGCUCUGGAGCCAUUACCAGACGAAGCCAUGCUCUCUGACUAUGAGGCGAGGCGGUUGCUAAACGCGUUUAUCAAAGAGUUUGUGCAGAUGACUGCAGAAGACCUUGAUCAGCAGGAGACUGAGGAGAACAGCAUGGGCAGACCCAUGUCCAAGCGCUGCUCCAACCUGAGUACCUGUGUUCUGGGAAAGCUUUCACAGGAACUGCACAAGCUGCAGACAUACCCACGCACCAACGUAGGAGCGGGAACCCCAGGAAAGAAGCGCAGCGCAGAGCAUGUGUACAGAGAACCAUCCGAUCUCAUCUAAACGGCUCUCUGCUUUGGUCCCGAUAUCCGAGUGUCAAUGCAUGUGUAUUUCUUUUUGCUUGUCUGACUUGAUUUCCUCAUUUGUCCUUUUUUAAUCUUCAUUGGCAGAGACAGCGUACUUUAAUGUCUUUCUUUCUUAAUGUCUUACUUAUCUGUUUCUACCUGGGCAGCUCUCAUUGACAAACAGC